This is a messenger RNA of Fukomys damarensis (Damara mole-rat), 901 nucleotides long. Its product is annotated as DNA (cytosine-5)-methyltransferase 1-like. The record is from RefSeq and is a predicted model, not a curated record. Lineage: Eukaryota; Metazoa; Chordata; Mammalia; Rodentia; Bathyergidae. Bases 1 to 591 code for a protein of 196 amino acids. Gene Ontology annotation, molecular function: methyltransferase activity. The transcript has 6 exons. Gene Ontology annotation, cellular component: nucleus.
AUGGUGCUGAAGCUCACGCUGCGCUGCCUGGUCCGCAUGGGCUACCAGUGCACCUUCGGCGUGCUGCAGCUGCCUCUGUUCCCGGAGCCCCUGCACGUGUUUGCGCCCCGCGCCUGCCAGCUGAGCGUGGUGGUGGACGACAAGAAGUUCGUGAGCAACAUCACGAGGUUGAGCUCCGCUCCCUUCCGAACCAUCACUGUGCGGGACACGAUGUCCGACCUCCCCGAGAUCCGGAACGGAGCCUCUGCGCCCGAGAUCUCCUACAACGGCGAGCCUCAGUCCUGGUUCCAGAGGCAGCUGCGGGGCUCGCACUACCAGCCCACCCUCAGGGACCACAUCUGCAAGGGCCGGGUGCUGCACCCGGAGCAGCACCGCGUGGUGAGCGUGCGGGAGUGCGCCCGCUCCCAGGGCUUCCCCGACACCUACCGGCUCUUUGGCAACAUCCUGGACCGGCACCGGCAGGUGGGAAACGCCGUGCCGCCUCCCCUCGCCAAAGCCAUCGGCUUGGAGAUCAAGCUGUGCAUGUUGGCCAGAGCCCGAGAGGGCGCCUCAGCUAAAGUGAAGGAGGAGGGGACGGCUUCGAAGGCCUAGGUCACAUCCGUCACCCCGAUUCCACUGCCGGGAGACCCCACGUGCACUGAUGUCGUCGUCGUCUAACGUGUUGAGCUGUCGGUCCCAGUGUGUCGUACACAGUGUCUGUGGCCUUGGCUGACACGAAACUGUCCGUGAGGUUUGCUUAUCGACUAAUGACUUAGUGAUCAAACUGUGCCGUUCUUUGUGCAUUCUGGAUUUUAAAGGUUUUUUAUUAUGCAUUAUAUCAAAUCUUCCACUGUAAAGUGGAAAUUAAGACUUUAUGUAGUUUUUAUAUGUUGUAAUAUUUCUUCAAAUAAAUCUCUCCUAU